CUUUCAGAGUGAUAUCUAGAGCUUCAUCAGAAGCCAAAAAAUGGCGCUCUCAACGGCCAAAUUCACCGAAUUACAGCCGCAUUUCUUCUCCACCUUCUCAUUUCCCCGCCGCAAACCGCCGUGUUUCCACCGCCUCCUAUUCAAACCUCUCUAUUCCUCUCUCCGUCCCACCAAAUUGCCCCACACGCCUCCCGGAAAGCCCAGUAUUCCCCAAAAACCGUCUACCUGGAUUAAAAAAUGGCCGUCUCCUCCACCGGCACCGCCGCCGCGCUCCAAAGCGGCUCCGAAGAAGCCAGAACCGAAGCCGGAAACAAUCCGUGGAGGUACCACGGCGAUUGAUCGAAUUGUUCUCCGCCUCCGGAAUUUAGGUUUAGGCUCCGACGAGGAGGAUGAGGAGGAGGAAGGGGGAGAGUUAGGUUUGGAUUUGGAGAAUGGUGAUUUGAAUUCGAUUGAUUCGGUGGAUGCGGAAUUCGGCGAUGAGAAAUUGGGGGAUUUGCUGAAAAGAGAUUGGGUUAGGCCGGACACGAUUCUGGUGGAGGAUGAGGAUUUGGAAGCUGAAUCACUGCUGCCGUGGGAGAGGGGCGCGAUUGAGGAUGAAGAAGUGGUGGAGCAUAAAGGUGGGGUGAAGAAGAGGACAAUGCGGGCGCCUUCUUUGGCGGAGCUGACGAUUGAAGACGAAGAGCUGAGGCGGCUGCGGAGAAUGGGGAUGGUUUUGAGGGAGAGGGUGAGUGUUGCCAAGGCUGGAAUCACCGCUGCGGUUUUGGAGAAGAUACAUGAGAAAUGGAGGAGGUGUGAAUUGGUGAGGUUGAAGUUUCAUGAGGAGUUGGCGCAUGAUAUGAAGACUGCUCAUGAAAUAGUUGAGCGCCGGACAGGAGGCCUAGUCACUUGGAGAUCUGGAAGUGUUAUGGUGGUGUAUAGAGGAGCUAACUACGAAGGCCCUACGUUAAAGCCACAGAGAGAAAACAGUGAACAUGAUACUCUUUUUAUCCCUGAUGUUUCCUCUCCUGGCGAUUCAGCAACAAAAAGUAGUGAUGGAAAGACUCAGGUUCUUGUGAAGUCCAAUCCAGUUACACCUAACCGUGUCAAGAACCUUACAGAAGAGGAAAUUGAGUACAAUGCUCUAUUAGAUGGUUUGGGUCCACGGUUUGAAGAUUGGUGGGGAACUGGGGUGCUUCCUGUUGAUGCUGAUCAACUCCCUCCGACUAUUCCUGGAUACAAGACACCGUUUAGGCUUCUUCCUACUGGAAUGCGCCCACGACUAACCAAUGCUGAGAUGACCAACUUACGGAAGCUUGCUAAGUCGCUUCCUUGCCACUUUGCCCUUGGAAGAAAUAGAAAUCAUCAAGGUUUAGCUAGAUCCAUUGUUAAGCUAUGGGAGAAAAGUUUAAUAGUGAAAAUUGCUGUGAAGCGUGGAAUCCAGAACACAAAUAACAAAAUUAUGUCCGAGGAACUGAAGGCAUUAACAGGGGGAGUCUUACUUCUAAGAAACAAAUAUUUCAUUGUUAUGUACCGCGGGAAGGAUUUUCUUCCUCCCACUGUGGCUAGUGCCUUAGCCGAGAGACAGGAAAUGACAAAGCAAAUACAAGACGUUGAAGAAAAGGUCAGGGGAGGACCUGUACCCAUGCCAGUAUCCGAAGAGAAGGGAGCUAUGGCAGGCACUUUGGCAGAGUUUUACGAGGCUCAGGCUCGAUGGGGAACGGAAGUAUCUAGUGAAGAACAUAAAAAGAUGCUAGAAGAGGCCUCCAGAGCCAAACAUGAGAGAGUAAUCAGGCGACUUGAACACAAACUUGCCAUUGCUCAGGCAAAGAAGCUCAAAGCAGAGAAACUGCUAUCUAAAAUAGUGGAGUCUUGGCUUCCAGUAGAUCCUUCAGAUGACCAGGAGACAAUUACAGAUGAAGAAAGAGUUAUGUUCCGUAAGGUUGGAUUACGGAUGAAACCAUACUUGCCACUUGGUAUUCGUGGUGUUUUCGAUGGUGUUAUUGAGAACAUGCAUCUGCACUGGAAACAUAGAGAGGUUGUAAAGCUAAUAUCAAAGGAAAAGGAACUUGCUUUUGCUGAAGAAACUGCGAGACUUUUGGAAUAUGAAAGUGGUGGUAUACUAGUGUCAAUCGACAGGGUUCCAAAGGGUUAUAGCUUGAUUUACUACCGUGGAAAGAACUAUCGCCGCCCUAUCACUAUAAGACCGAGAAACCUUCUGACAAAAGCGAAAGCACUGAAGCGUAGAAUGGCCUUGCAACGAUAUGAGGCUCUCAGUGAGCAUAUAGCUGAAGUGGAGAAAACAAUAGAGCAAACCAAGCAGGAAAUUGGCAAUCCUGCAAAACUGGAGAAAAGCGAUCUUUGGAAGUCGGAGGACAACGACCAGUAUUCUAAUGUUUCAGAACUGAGUGAAAGCGAGGAUGAGGGUUUGGAAGGUGAUGAAGACGAAGAUGACUGGGAUUUGGAGGAUGACGAAGAAGAUUCUGAUUUAUCGAGUCUUUGAUGCUUAGGCUUUUGCCUAAAAGAGUUGGCUAACCAAAAGUGGUGCCGGUGCACAAAGACUUACUCGAAGAUGGAAGAGUGGCGCUAGACGAGAACGAAUCUGCCUUAUCACAGAACUGCCCUCCAAUUUUUCUGUUGAGGAUUUUUAUGCGUUUGGAGGCAUUGUACAGCGGUUAUCUAUCAAAUCAACACUUUGGAAGCUUAAAUUCCAAACCAGGAAGAUGAACUUCAAACAAUGUAAAAUGUAUAGUUGUUGUACAACUACUUGUAACUAAUUCAAUAGCUUGGUUUCAUUUUA
This is a messenger RNA of Salvia hispanica, 2776 nucleotides long. Its product is annotated as CRS1 / YhbY (CRM) domain-containing protein. Gene Ontology annotation, molecular function: mRNA binding. Gene Ontology annotation, biological process: RNA splicing, via transesterification reactions. The record is from RefSeq and is a predicted model, not a curated record. Lineage: Eukaryota; Viridiplantae; Streptophyta; Magnoliopsida; Lamiales; Lamiaceae.